AACGGCUCUGCAACUGGGCCAAUUGAGAUUGACUGGAAUUGUGCCUUUCACAAUCUGCAAGGAGAGCUCGUCGACCGAACAAAUCGAGCCACGCAGGUGAACCUUGUUCGAAAGAUUUGCUCAAGGCUGAGAGCAAUUGCCUCGCCAAGCUUUGAUGUAGUUUCUGAAAAACUUGAAGUUUAAAGGGACCCCCACCCCUGGCCCGUCCAAUUCACAAAUUUUGGUGCCUUUCCGUAAUGGGUGGGGUGUCCCUUGGAAGCCACGUGUCAUGUUGGUUGUCGCAGCCGUAGCUGCCGCCCUUGUCGGGGCUGAGCGCGUCCACGACGUUGUGCGAGACAUCCCUGACUGCGCCGGCGGCGUACUUCGCCUCAAUGGCAAGUACAGGACGACCCCACGGGCGUUUGCUGAGAACUGCACGGUGAUCGGCCAGCCGGGCACCGAAAUCGAGGCCCGCCCGGGCAGUCUGCACUUCCUGCAAGGCGCACGGCUGCAGGGCCACCUACGCUUCAUCGGCGCAGGCGUGCGAUGUGUGGAGGCGGAGGGCUCCCUCGAAUUUGUGAACCCAGACAUUGAAUUUGUGGACUGCGGAGGCAGCGGGGUAGAUGAUGGAGGUGCCUUGUACGUAGAAGAGACGCUGAAGAUCAGCAACGGCAAUGUGAGCUUCCGCAACGGCACCGCUUCUUUUGGAGGCUGCCUUUUUGUCGGCGAUGACCUUUUCAUGGAGGGAGGGCGUAUGAUCUUCCAGGGAUGUCGUGGAGAAGACGGAGGCUCGCUGUAUGUACUGCGCGGCCAUAUCAACCAGUCUGGCGGAUCUCUGAAGUUCGCGGACUCGCAUGCAAUUUUCUCUGGCGGUGCGAUUUUCACCCACUCGAAUUUCCUGCAGACGGGUGGAAACGCGAGCUUUCGGAACUGCAGCGCAGCAUUUUCUGGCGGUGCCAUUUAUGGCUAUGCCCUGGAACAGUGCAACAGAUCCUCGCCGUGUGAAGCUGCCAUGGAUUUUCAGCUGUGCAGAUCCGGAGAUGGCGGGGCAGUGCGGGCGGACUACUUCAUACAAAACCUUGGCACGAGGAUGCAUUUCCAGGAUUGCUCUGCAACAAGAAGCGGCGGUGCACUACACAUCAGCAAGUGGCCUCUCCCGGAAUCCAAGCACAAGGGGAGCAAGGGUUUCAGGAAGAAGUAUGCCCUCGUCAACCCCAGCACGGUGGCUGUUGCUGGGCGAUUUCAUUGCGAAAGGUGCACUGCUGUCCACUCAGGAGGAGGUAUCAAGGCCCUCUUUGUCAAGGCGUCCAGACAUUCGUUCAUGUCCUUCCACAAUUGCAGCGCUGGCAGCGCAGGAGGAAUUUGGGCAGGCCGAUCGUUGUUGCUGUCCGACGGCCGUUCGGAGUUUGUGAACACAACAGCUGCCUACGCAUCUGCUGCGUACUCCUCAACCAUUGCAUUGUUGCGCACGGAGCUCCAUCGCACCACUGCCCCUCAAAUUGUGGCCGAGGAGGUGGCCAAACUGCGAACAGUUACUUUCGUGGAUAACGAUGAGGUCAGGGUGGUGGCACCAGAACUUACCGCAAGCAACGUACGGUGUGGGCCUGGCAUGUCAAGCAAUGUGCAGGAUUUCUCGUUGGAAUGUUCCCGAUGCCAGGCGGGCUACACGCAGACUACGGAUUUGGAGAUCUUCCAGUCCGAAAAUGGCUCCCGUUCCCUGACAAGGCGGUGCCUACUGGGCCCGGACGGUGCUAUUGUGGGGAGCGCUGAGAUCCAGAUGCAUCCUGGGUACAUGGUGGAGCUUUCGAACCUCAGCCGCAGCUUCCUUUGCCCCAACCGCAAUGCCUGCUAUGGCGGGGAGGUGAGGAACGGCUCGUUCCAUAUGUGCGCGAUUGGCUACGAGGGCCGGGGCUGUGCCACCUGCAGCAGCUCGCACGGGCCCUCCGACGGCAAUUUCAACCACUGCCUACGGUGCGCAGCGAAUCCAACUCAGCAGUACACGCAGAUCGCCCAGUUUGUGUUGGAGGACCUCCUGAUCUUUGGCAUGUCAGCGGCUGGUGUGACACACGCGACCGGCAAGACAAAGGAAAGCAGCAUCUUCACCAACCAGUUCAUGUCUUUCGUGGCGGUUGCCUCGCCCGUGCUGCUAGCGGUGAGGGAGUCCGAAAGCUUCCACGAGACCUUGGAAGACCUGGAUGUCUACCUCGGGCACAUGUCUUCUGUGCUAGACAUAGGGGAGCCUUCGGCCAGCGGCAUUUGCACUGCCUGCCUGCUAGGCUAUUUGGGCCUUCCUGUUACUUCCACAUCACGACUCUUCCUGCUGCUUUUGAUUCCCGUUUGCUUGGUCCUGGCAUUGGCGGUGGUGAAGGAUCCAAGAUCGGCACUGGUGGUGGGCGUCAACUGCUUUCUGCCGAAGCUCUGCAUGUGCUUCGGGCAGUACUUGGUUUGCUACCGGAUGGAGCCUGAGCAUCUGGGAGGAGAGCUGGUUUGUGAAUAUGCCAAGGCGCACCUCUCGCCUUGGAUUCUGCUGGGCAUUGUGGCGGCGAUGUCCUUUGCUGGACCUGCCUUGUGGGCGAUGCUGAUCAGGGACAAAGCCAACAGCGACUCCCACUUUUUUCUCUACUUGACAGCCCCUUACAAGGAUGAGUUCAAGUGGUGGGAAGUGACGCGCUUGGUGCGCAAGACGCUGUUGGCGAUCCUUUGCGCUGUGUUUCCCAUUACACUUCACCCAUUGACGCAAAUCACCGGCAUCAGCUUGGUGAUGCUGGUUACACUGGUCUUGGAGAUAGAAGUUCAACCCUACAAACACGAGAUGUGGAAUCGGUCAGAGCGGUUCCUCUCGAUGACAAGCAUGUUCAUGGUGAUCAUCGCUUUGUACCACCGGGCCGCAGAGAAUGUUUCCCUGGGGAAGGGCUUGAUGCUGGUGGUCGCCUCUUGGCCAAAUCUCCCUCACCAUCGUGCCGUCAUAUGUCCAGCUGUCCCGGAUCCUCGUGGAGCUUGUGCGGGAACGUGCCGGACAGACACAGACCUGACGGACCUUUGCUGGUAGCCAGUUGAGCAAAAAAACCGGAGC
Molecule: messenger RNA, 3052 nt
Organism: Effrenium voratum
Lineage: Eukaryota; Dinophyceae; Suessiales; Symbiodiniaceae
Source: the annotation of a GenBank genome assembly